GUACCUCAAACGACCGCUACCAAUGCCACGUGCUGGAAGUGUGUCUAGCUAGCUACUAUAAUUAUACAUGUACAAGAAACUGAUAUAAAGAUCAGUGAGUUCACUAUUAAAGUUGAGCUCUAUGGCACAGCAUAGAAAAUCAAGUGUGCAACAAACUACCAAUGAUGAGGGUUCAAUCGUACCACAUGCCAGAGGCUCCAUUGUUAGAAUAAAGCUACAAAACUUUUUAACAUUUGAUGGUGUUGAAAUCAAACCUUCAUCUCAACUGAAUGUCAUUGUUGGGCCAAAUGGUACUGGAAAGUCGAGUGUUGUGUGUGCUAUAUGCAUUGGUCUUGGUGGAGCCACUAGGCUACUAGGACGAGCAAAAGAGAUCAAGGAGUUUGUAAAGCAUGGCAAGAGGGAUGGUUUUGUGGAAAUAGAGCUGUGUGAAACGAGGAAAGCAGGCAAGAACCCAGUCAUUAAGAGGAAGAUCUCUGCUGACUUUAACUCCUCUACUUGGUUCAUCAAUGGAGUUGUGUGUAAACAGGCAGAUGUGACCAAGUUGAUCGAGGGAAUGAAUAUUCAGUUGCAAAACAAGUGUGUCUUCUUACCUCAGGACAUGGUAGUGGAGUUUGCCAAAAUGAACAUGCACCAGAGGCUGGAAGAAACUGAGCUGGCAGUCGGGCCCAAGAAUAUGUUCAAAGCACAUGAAGAGUUAAAAAAUCUUCGCCAGUCUUCUUCCACAGACAAGUCAGGUCUAGCUACACAAAAGAACCUUCUCCAGAUGGAAGAACGUAAGAACCAGCUCUUGGAGCGUGAUGUAGAGAGGUUCAAAAACAGACAGCGGUUUAUGGCAGAUAUCAAGUGGGUCAGCCUCAAGAAGCUCUGGCUGGAGUAUGAAUCUGCUCGCAACAAUGUAACUGACAAGAAGAAUGAACGCAAAGAAGUAAUGGCAAAAGUGAAGAAGCUCAAGCAGACUUAUCAGCCCAUCAAAGAGAAGCACAAGACACAGGAGGAUGCCCUGAAAAUCUUCAAAGACUCUGAAAGCGGGGCUAACCUUCGAAGGAGAAAACUUUUGAGAAAUGUGACUGCCCUACAAGAGAACCUUAGUGAACUGGGAGAUAAGUUAGAGGGGCCCCGACAGGAUUUGGAACAGGCAAAGAAAGACGAGGCUGAAAGAAAAGGCAAAAUAGAGAAAAUGCGCAUGGAGAUUGAGAGUUACAAGACUGAGAUGGAUGCGUUAGAGUCUCAGGAAAGCAUCACACUCAAAAUACAGUCACUAAAUGCCCAGCGGUCCGAGAUAAAUCAGCAGAUUGAGGACAACAACUUCCAGUUGAGGGAAAUGGGUGAAGAACGGCAGAGAUAUAACGACAUUGUCAGGCAUCAUGAGGAAGAGCUAUGUAGGAUGCAGGACAUUCGCAGCCAGCGGUUGAAAAUGCUGCAGAAUAUGGACCAUUGGGCCUACGACGCUCUGAUGUGGCUAGAGAAAAACCAACAUCUCUUCAAAAAGCCCAUCCUUGAACCAAUCAUGGUCUCUGUCAACGUUUGUGACCCAAGGUACACUGCUCAAGUGGAGGCUUCUCUGGGAGGACGGGACUUUGUGUCCUUUGUGGCUCAAACUGAAGAAGACAGAGAGUUAUUUCUUAAGGAGGUUCGAGACAAGAUGAGAUUAAAAGUCAACGUAGUUAGAGCUCCUAACAAACGCCUUAGUGAGUACAAGCCACGAAUAGGUAUCGAUGAGCUGAAGAGAUAUGGAUUUGACAAGGUGAUAAUUGAGCUGAUCCAAGCUCCAGAGGCACUCCUCUGUUACUUCUGUCAGUUCCAUGGGCUUCACGAAGUGCCCAUUGCGGGUGAGCUUACACCCGAGCAGCUCCAAGGAAUUACUGACAACCUGCCAGGCCUCAGGGUGUUCUUCGCCGGGAGCUCCAGGUAUUCUGUGACUCAUUCACGGUACAGGAAGGAAACAAGCACCAGAGUAGGUGUGUUAAGGCCACCGAAAGUCCUCAUUGCUAAUGUGGACGUACAGCAUAAACAAAAGCUGGAACAAGAGAUUGAAGUUACAAUGCAGCAGAGGAGUGAGCUAGAAGCUAACUACCAGGAUAUCAAGGAAAAGGACAGCGCUCUCAGGCAGGAGAGUAACAAAAGGCUACAAGAAAAGAAUGCUCUCAAGAAGGUGAUUGAUCAACGAAAAAGCUAUGCUGUUAGCAUUAAGUCAAGAGAAGCAAAGAUAGCUAACCUGACUGAUGUCACCUUCGACCUUCAAAAAGCUGAGGAAAAAUGCCAAAAAGACUUGGACAAGAUCCAUCGAGAUCGUGUGAAGUGCUUUGUUGACAUUAAGGAAAAUCUUCGGAGUGCCGUCGCUGUGACCAAAGAGUGUGUGGAGGCUUCUCUUCGGGUGAAAACCAGUGAGCAAAGGGUUAACUUCUUACUCCAUCGCUAUCAUGAUAGGAAGGAUGCUUAUGAGAAUGCGGAGCGUCAACUGAUAGAAUUAGAUAAAGCUUUAAAGCAGGCCAAAGAAAAGGCCCGUGUUAUACUGGAGAGAGCAAGAGUGAAGUCUAAGGUCGACAGUCCUGCAGACAAUCCGGAGAUGAUGGACCAUUUUCAGCGGCUUCCUAAUGAGCUGGAUGACCUGUUGGAACUCAUACACAGUCUACAGGCCAAGGCUGAUAUGUGUGAAGGCAUUGAUCCCUCAGUUGUGCAAGAGUAUGAUGACAGGAAAGGUCAGAUUGAAUCUCUUCAUAAGGAGAUUGAGCAAAAAGAGAACCAUUUGAAGAGCAGGGACGAGAGAAUAUCAAAACUAAAAGAAGAGUGGCUGAGUGCUCUGAAAAGCCUUGUGUCAGGGAUCAGUGACAGGUUCCGUUGCUAUUUCUCUAACCACACUCACAUGGAAGCCGCUGGAGAGGUUUGUUUUGUAGAGAGCGAAGACUUCACCAAGUGUGGUAUCGAGAUUAAGGUCAAGUUUCGUGACAACGAGCAGCUCCAAGCCCUAAAUGCUCAGAGACAAAGUGGAGGAGAGAGAAGUGUAUCUACCAUGCUCUACCUCAUGGCUCUCCAGGGAGGCUCCUCUUGUCCCUUUAGAGUAGUCGAUGAGAUCAACCAGGGCAUGGACCCUGUUAAUGAGCGCCAUGUCUUUAAUCUCAUUGUCAAAUCUGCAGCAGAAGGAGCACAGUACUUCCUACUCACUCCCAAACUUCUGCAUAAUCUCCAGUACUCGGAUGCAGUACAAGUUCAUAUGGUAAACAAUGGUCAAGAAUCUGUGGAGUACAGUGAGUACAAUCUUGAAACUAUGCUGCAAUAAACCAUCACUUUGUCAUUUAGCCUCACAAUGAUCAUACGUACGUAUAAUUAUAAUUAAUAUCCAUUGAUUGCUGUUGUCAUCAUAAUAAACAUAAUUGUUUGCAUAAUAGUUAGUUGUGUUAAUCACUAGCUGGUUUGUAUUUAUUUACCCAGUUUAGUUCUUAAAUAAUAUUAUCUUGAAUGAUACUCUAUUAAGACCUCAUGAAAAA
Halichondria panicea is the source of this 3485-nucleotide messenger RNA. RefSeq names its product structural maintenance of chromosomes protein 5-like. Lineage: Eukaryota; Metazoa; Porifera; Demospongiae; Suberitida; Halichondriidae. The coding region runs from base 122 to 3277 and encodes 1051 amino acids. The transcript is spliced from 26 exons. Gene Ontology annotation, molecular function: ATP hydrolysis activity; ATP binding; single-stranded DNA binding. The record is from RefSeq and is a predicted model, not a curated record. Gene Ontology annotation, cellular component: Smc5-Smc6 complex; nucleus. Gene Ontology annotation, biological process: double-strand break repair via homologous recombination.